This is a messenger RNA of Daldinia loculata, 426 nucleotides long. RefSeq lists its product as uncharacterized. Lineage: Eukaryota; Fungi; Ascomycota; Sordariomycetes; Xylariales; Hypoxylaceae. The coding region runs from base 1 to 426 and encodes 141 amino acids. The record is from RefSeq and is a predicted model, not a curated record. The transcript has 2 exons.
AUGUCUACUCCUACCAAGUCUGGCGCAAAUGGAUCCGGCGAAAAGCUCGAGCUGAACCAGCGCGAGAUCGAGGUCAUGGCCAUGGCAUUCAUGUGCAUCAGCGAUGUCAAAGACGGCGUGCCCCAGGUGGACGCUAAGAAGCUCGCCAAGAUCGGCAAUUACGCCAGCGCUGACUCUGCUCGUCACAUCUGGAGACCCAUCCAGAAGAAGCUCAUGGCCCAUGCCAGCGGUGAAGGCGACGGCUCUCCCUUCAUAGCCACUUCUACUAGAGGCAGGGGUACUCCCAAGAAGCGCAAGGCCGACGGCGAGGCUGGCGAAGGUACUCCCACUAAGAAGCCCCGCGGCAAAAAGGCCUCUAAGGUCGUACCCAAGAAGGAGGAGAUCGAGGACUACAUUGACGAGGAACUGGCCGAUGGCGAGGCUUAG